GCACACAAUUGCUGGACGUCAACAGCUCGCUGUAAAAAUAUACCUUACAUACAGCAAAAGUUGGAAUCUAUCGUGGCACGCGAUUUUAAAAGCCAAAUUGAAACAUGCAUUCGACCUACAGGAAGCAGUACAUCACGGUGCGCAGCGGGUUUGCUGCCGCUAAGGUAGUUCAGGAUCGCUUAGGCUCGGUGUACCCAACCUUCGAGGAGGUUGUGCAGGGAAAGAAAGAGAAGAUAUCCCCAAAUAUCAUCAAUGGGAGCUACGAGAGCCAGGACCAGUAUCUGAAAACUCUCUUCUGGCUCAUGAGGGAAGACUUUGUCUCGCCCCUGAGAAAAGGGAUCGAAGAAUAUCGAGAAUGGUUACGUAGCCAUCGCACACAUGACUCUACCUUUGAAUCAUCGCAAGUUAAAAUUCACCCGAGAGUGAUGAUUGGAGAGAAACGCAUGGGAAAAAGAAGUUGCAUCCCUAUGGCGUGUGUCCCGGACCAAAGGAAUUAUUCUGAGAAGGACCGGUUCAAAAUGUUCUUGCCUGGUUCACUGCUUUGCUUCUCCAAUGACUCAUUCCGCUCUCUCAAGUUAGCCACUAUCGUCUUUAGAGAAUUUCGCUCUUGCGAGACUCGCAUUAGUUUGCGUUUUUGGAAUGAGCCUGACGUGCCCCUUGAUGAAACAUUCACAAUGGUUGAGUGCGAAGCUUUCUUCGCACCUUACUUGCAUGUGCUCUCUGCUUUGAAUUCCACGGAUCCCAAAAAGGUUCCAUUCAAGAAGUACUUUGUUGAUGUGAUCAAAGAAGAUCACCCACCCCAGUAUCUGAACUGCUACAGCAUGCCUAUUGAGGUUAGCGGUGUGGACCAACAAUUUAUAUUCAACGUGACCAACUUGGAUAGCUGGCCCACCGCCGCAGAGCUAGGCCUGAAUGCGUCUCAGCUUGUUGCUUUGAAGACCGCCCUAACGGCCGAAUUGGCCGUCAUUCAGGGGCCACCUGGAACAGGGAAAACGUUCAUGGCCCUCAAGAUUGCCGAAAUCCUUCUCUCAAACAAAAUUGCCUUAAAAAGGCGGACUCCAAUCCUUGUAGUCUGCAUGACCAAUCACGCUCUGGACCAGUUUUUAGUUGGAAUGCUGAAAUUUACUGAUAAACUUGUUAGAGUCGGGGGCCAGUCCAAGUGCAGGGAGCUGGAUAAAUACAACUCCAGUAAUAAGCUUGGUGUUAGUCUCGCCAACCAGGAUGUCAUUGGAAUGACAACGACUGGUGCUGCUAGAAUGAAAUCAGAAUUAGAUGGCAUUGGUUGCCAAGUGGUGAUUGUAGAAGAAGCGGCAGAAGUCCUGGAAGCUCACAUUAUUGCCUGUCUCUCAGAAAAACUGCAGCAUUUGAUUUUGAUUGGUGACCACAAACAGCUGCGUCCCAAAGUUGCCGAGUAUGAUAUGGAGAAACUCAAUCUGCACAUUUCCCUGUUUGAAAGAAUGGUGAUCAACAGGGAAAAAUGUUGCACCCUUCAGGUCCAGCAUCGUAUGGCACCGGAAAUUUCUCAGCUCAUCGUACCGCUGAUCUAUGAGAAUUUGCAAAACCAUGAAAGCGUCCACCACAAGCCUCAGCUGAAAAGUCUGCUGAAGAGAGUCUCCUUUGUCACCCAUGAAAAUCUGGAGUCAAAGGUGAAAUUGAGCACCAGUAAGCGCAACCAAUUCGAAGCAGAGUUUUUGGUCGCGCUCUGCAAGCACCUCCUGUAUCAAAUCGGCUACACUUCAGAGGAUAUCACAAUUUUAACAACCUACAAUGGACAAGUUGAUUUGAUCAGACAAUUGAUUCGCAUGGAUAAAUCGGACAAAUCAGAGGUGGCUAAAGCAUUAAAGAAGGUUAGAGUAGCUGUGGUAGACGACUACCAGGGCGAGGAAAGCAAUAUCAUCCUUCUGUCUCUUGUAAGAAGCAACGAGAGUGGAAACAUUGGAUAUUUAGCCAAGGAAAACAGGGUGUGCGUCGCACUGUCCCGAGCCAAGAAUGGACUUGUCAUGGUCGGAAACAUGGACUGUCUGUCAUCCAGAAGUCACCUCUGGGAUUCCAUCAGGCACACGCUUGAAAACCAGGAUGCCAUUUCGGACUCACUGACCCUGAGGUGCGAGUCUCACCCCAGCCAUACAUUCAAAGUGCAAGAUGCAGAAGAUUUCUAUACGCUGGCUCCACACGGGGGCUGCGACCAGCCAUGCGUGAAGACGCCUGGUUGCGGCCACCCUUGCCAGGACAUUUGCCAUAUCGUUUGCCCAGAAGAUGAGUGCCCUGAACCUUGCAUCCUGCGUUAUGGUGAAGAGGAAAUGCAUCCCUGUACCUUGAACUGCCACAUCGUUAGCGGCAAGAAGUGCGAAAUCUUGCUCCCGUGCAGAGUACACACUAUUGAAGUGGAAAAUGAUGAUGAGCUGCCUGAUAUGGUUUGCCAAAAGCCAUGCACUAAGCUGAGCAAGAAGUGCCGCAAGGAUCACAUUUGUCCAAAGCUGUGUUCAGAGGAAUGCGGCCUGUGUGAAGUCAAAGUGGGUGUCAAGCAAAACUGUGGCCACAUCCUCCUCAAGCAAUGCCAUGAAGAUGUUGAGGACGAAUGCAAUGAACGUUGUCUUAAAGAGCUGGAUUGCGGACAUGAGUGUCAGAAGAAGUGCUUCGAAAGCUGUUCCCCGUGCCAGGCUUGCCAGCUUGAUUUGAUUGUUGAAAAUUGUAAUGAUUUGACGCUCAAUCGCACUGAUUGAGCUCGAGUAACAAAAUUUUUAGUCUUAGUCCUUUGAUGGCGUUAUUAAUCGCAGAAUCCAAAUUUGGAAAGCUAAAUUUCGUUUAUUCCGAAAAUAUACACUAAUGUGAAGUAAAAUUUCUAAUAAUUUGUAUGUGACAAUCAUAUUAAUUCCUUGUUAGUAUAAUGAUAUGUCAGUUUAUAUCUAAUUUGUGCUUAAGAUUAGGUUUUUCACAAACUUUGAUGAUGAGCAGCCAAAAGCUAGUUUUUUAUUUUUUUGCAUGAUCGGAGAUAAUGUUUUGAAUUUGUGAACAUUCAAUCUGAUUUACUAUUUGAUAUGCAACUCUACCUUACUUGUAAAUGAUGAAUUUUCUACCAAAAUAUAGUUUUAAAGUUGAUAUUGAGAACCACAGUAA
Molecule: messenger RNA, 3117 nt
Organism: Cloeon dipterum
Lineage: Eukaryota; Metazoa; Arthropoda; Insecta; Ephemeroptera; Baetidae
Product: NFX1-type zinc finger-containing protein 1-like
Exons: 9
Coding region: 105-2723 (872 amino acids)
Biological process (GO): regulatory ncRNA-mediated heterochromatin formation
Cellular component (GO): nuclear RNA-directed RNA polymerase complex
Molecular function (GO): helicase activity
Source: RefSeq, a predicted model, not a curated record